GCUGUUUUGUUAAUAAAUUGCAUGUAUGUGUUUUUGAUUGCUCAGUCUGUGGAUACAUUUGGCGUUGCAAAAAAAUCGGAGAGAUUCUGCUAAAAAGUCAAUAUUUGACUACUGGUGCUGCACGGAUGCAUCAGAUCAUUGACGCUAACCAAGACAUGGCUACUGCUUUGCUAGCUGGAGAGAAACUGAAAGAACUGAUUCUUCCUGGCCAACAGGAUGAUAAAGGGAGCUCUCUCGCAGCAUUACUAGUCCAGCUCAAGCUUGAGCUGCCAUUUGACAGAGUGGUAACUAUUGGAACUGUCUUAAUUCCAAUCGUACUGGUCACCUUAGUGUUCACCAAGAACUUUGCUGAGGAGGCAAUAUACUGCUAUACACCCGACAACUUCACCCGGGACCAGGCGCUGUAUGCCAGGGGAUACUGUUGGAUUGAAUUAAGGGAUGCCAUACCAGGUGUGGAUGUCAGUCUCCGUCCAUCACUGUUUGAGCACAAGUUCCUACCUUAUGCACUGCUUGCCUUUGCUGGUAUAAUGUACAUACCUGCCCUUGCCUGGAAGUUUUUAGCCUCAACUAGGUUGACAUCAGAGUUAAAUUUCCUGCUUCAGGAAAUUGAUAACUGUUACCAUCGUGCAGCUGAAGGGCGAGCCCCCAAAAUUGAAAAGCAAAUCCAGUGCAAGGGGCUGAGUAUUACAGAACGGGAACGAAGAGAAAUCAUAGAAAAUGCAGAGAAAGAGAAAUGUCCAGAACAGAAUUUAUUUGAGAAAUAUCUGGAAAGAAGAGGGCGUAGCAACUUUUUAGCUAAACUUUAUUUGGCUCGACAUUUGCUUAUUGUUUUUUUAAGUGCUAUUCCAAUCAGUUACUUAAGCAUAUAUUUUUCUACACAGAAACAAAAUGAAUUUACAUGUGCAUUGGGAGAACCACCUGACCAAUCUUCUAGUCCAGAGCUACGUGUCAAAGUGAACUGUAAACUACCUUCUGUUCAGCUACAACGAAUCAUAACACUGGUAGACAUCUGCCUUCUCUGUUUCAUGAACUUAGUUAUUCUUAUUAAUUUAAUCAACCUAUUCAUAGUGAGAAAGUCCAAUUUUAUUUUUGACAAACUAAACAAGGUUGGAAUAAAAACAAAAAAACAGUGGCAGAAAUCACAGUUCUGUGACAUUAAUAUUUUAGCUAUGUUUUGCAAUGAAAACCGUGACCACAUCAAGUCACUGAACCGUCUGGACUUCAUCACAAACGAAAGUGACUUAAUGUAUGACAAUGUGGUGCGUCAGCUGCUGGCGGCAUUGGCACAGUCGAAUCAUGACAUCACACCGAGUGUGCGGGAUUCAGGGAUUCAAACAAUCGAUCCAAGUGCGGAUCCCACAGAUACGGAGUCAAAUGAGCAACUUGUUAUUAAAAGACCUAAGAAGAAAAUGAAAUGGAUUCCAACAGCAAAUUCACUCCCGCAACCCUUCAAAGAUCAAAUGACUAUAAUUAAAGCUGAAAAUAUUAAACAGGAAAAGCUUAAACCUAUUCGAAGAAAAACUGUGACGGACAGUCUUAUAGCUCCUCUGUUAGACACAAGCUGCAAAACGUCUCAACAAGCGGGAGCAAGUAAAAGUGAACCGAACACAAUUGUAAGCAUCGAAAAAAAACACUCACGGAACUUUUCUUUAGAUGUUUACCCUUACCUUGUAAGUGGCAAAAAGACAAAGGGUGAAACUGGGGAGAGCAUUCCAAUACCAGCAUCAAAAAGCCAGGAAAACCUAUUUUUGCCUCAAGAAGACAAUGCAGUAAUUCGUAUCUCAGGAUCUGUAAAAGAAUCAAACUUGGUCCAACAGGAUUUAAAUAAUGAUUUGCCAUCUAUUUUAGAGUCAGUCGAAGAUCAAAUAACAAUUCCUAGUUCAUUUAUCUGCAACAACCAUAGUCAUGUACUAAAAACAUCUUCAGCCUCAAGCAUUGUCUAUAAGAGUGAUGCAUUAGAAGUGAAGUCAGCGUUUCAUCGAAAUGCCUCCCAUCCAGUGUUCUCUGUUCACACAGUGUAUGAGAACCAUGAAAAUGAAGAUUCCAGCUUCGUGGAUACAACUUUAUCCUCAUCUGACACCUUACAUUCUCAGUCACAGGUGAUCCUUACCCCAUUUCAAGAUUCAGUGACACUGGUGGGAGCAGUAAAACACUGAUGAUAAGUUUUUACCAUGCAUUCGACUGUACAGGCUCAAUAGGAAUACAUGAAUACAAUUAUCAGCAAUCUAUACUUAUACUUAUGUGAAAUAUUGAUGAUAAGUUAUUACCAUGCAUUCGCUUGUGCAGACUUAACACUAUGAGAAUACAUGAAUACAAUUUAUUUACACUUCAUUUAAGCAGUUCAAGAAGGAAUUCUUUACAUAGUGUUAAAGAAUUUUCUUCAUCUUCACCUUCUGACAAACAGAAAUUAUAUGCUACCUUCUGUAGAACAAGAUGUGAUAAAUGCAUUUCAUUGCUGUCAUGCUGAACUGACUGCAAGCCCUUGUUUCAAAGUUUAGCUGUAAAACACAAAAGUAUGUGUUUUGCAUUUCCCAAAUAUUCCCUAGGAAUGGUAGAGUAACUUUUAGAUCUAAUAUGCCGAUGAGGUGUUAGAUCAGUGAACGAAAUUUUGUGUCUAAUCAAGAUAAACUCUUGAGUGUCUUUGUGAUAAUCUAAUGUGUGUAAGUCCUUUGUAGACCUGUUUCGGCUUCUUGUAUCCAACACAUAUGCUCUGCAAAUCUGAGAAACUGCACACAGAAAACAGUGUUUCUAUGGUUACUUGAAAGGAUCACUCAAUGAUGAACUUUAACAAGCUGGAAAACUAAAAAAGAACAAAUUCAGCAUCUCAUCUUUUAAAAUGUUUAAGUAAAUGUCUUUCAGAUACUUGCUAUUAAUACCAAAUGUAAAACAUGCAAAACAUAUAGUCAUUUAAACAUGUUGUUUCCUUGAUUUUUUCAUAUGCAGCAUUUAAAACAUCUGUAGUUUUGUUUGUUCAACUUUAGUUCAUUGGUUCAUGCUACGUAUAUUAUUACACAUCACAAGGAGAAGCUGACAGUUUGUGACAUUUUGUGCUGCGUGUUAUAAAUUUACAGAGUUCCAAGGGCAGUUUAGAGGUCACUCAUACACAUCUAACUCUCCUAACGUUCCAUUUCAUUUACUUCAUCACUUUUAUGUUACAGUUUUUAUCUUAAGUUUUCUUUCCACUAGUUCACAGUUCUUGUGUUUACGGCCCUGUUAAUGUUUUUACUCAUCAUAGUCUGAUAUAUGACACAUCGUAAUUU
Messenger RNA from Protopterus annectens (West African lungfish), 3260 nucleotides. RefSeq names its product pannexin 2 (gene PANX2). Gene Ontology annotation, biological process: positive regulation of interleukin-1 production; monoatomic cation transport. Bases 126 to 2156 code for a protein of 676 amino acids. NCBI's taxonomy places the organism in Eukaryota, Metazoa, Chordata, Ceratodontiformes, Protopteridae. The record is from RefSeq and is a predicted model, not a curated record. The transcript has 6 exons. Gene Ontology annotation, molecular function: channel activity.